GACACAAGGAACAAUUUUUCCUGCUCCAAAUUUUAACCCUAUUAUGGAUGCUCAGGUGCUAGGAGGAGCCCUACAGGGAAUUAGUUGUGAAAAAGAUGUGUUGAUUGACAUCCUGACACAGCGCUGCAAUUCACAGCGGCUUAUGAUUGCUGAGGCAUACAGAGACAUGUAUGGCAGGGAUUUGAUAACAGACCUAAAAGAGAAUCUCUCUCAUCACUUCAAAGAAGUCAUGGUUGGCCUGAUGUAUCCACCUGCCUCCUAUGAUGCCCAUGAGCUCUGGCAUGCCUUGAAGGGAGUAGACACAGAAGAAAACUGUCUGAUUGACAUAUUAGCCUCAAGAUCAAAUAUGGAGAUAUUCCAGAUGAAAGAAGCCUACUUAAUGCAAUAUAAUAAUGAUCUUCAACAAGAUAUCGAUUCUGAGACUUCAGGUCACUUCAGAGACACGCUUAUGAACCUUGCUCAGGGAACAAGGAUGGAAGGAUAUGCAGAUCCUUCUUCAGCUGCUCAGGAUGCAAUGAUUCUAUGGGAAGCAUGUCAGCGGAAAACAGGCGAACACAAAGACAUGCUGCAAAUGAUUCUCUGCAACAAGAGUUACCAGCAGUUGUGGAUGGUUUUUCAGGAGUUCCAAAAUAUCUCUGGGCAAGACUUGGUAGAUGCCAUUAAUGAAUGUUACGAUGGAUAUUUUCAAGAAUUGCUGGUUGCAAUAGUUCUCUGUGUUCGUGACAAGCCUUCCUACUUUGCUUACAGGCUUUACAAUGCAAUUCACGAGUUUGGAUUCCACAAUAAAACAGUCAUAAGGAUUCUCAUUGCCAGGAGUGAAAUUGACUUGAUGAAUAUACGCCAACGAUACAAAGAAAGAUAUGGCAAAUCACUCUUUCAUGAUAUUAAACAUUUUGCUUCAGGUCACUAUGAGAGAGCUUUACUUGCUAUCUGUGCCGGUGAUGCUGAAGAUUAUUAAUGAAGAAGAAGAUGGAUUUUGAAGCCUGUAUAAAUCUAUUUUAAAUGGAAAUUGAAGCUGUACACAACACACUGUAAGAGAUACCUAAUCUACAUAAUAUAAUUGAAAAAUCAGUGCUAUACAUUUGUUAAUUUUAAAUCUUUCUUGAGCCGGAAAAAAUAUGUAAACAAACAUUGUCAGAAACAGAGCUUUCCCUCUAUUUCUGCCUAAUAUUUCUGUUAGUAUAAUUAAAUGUAAAUUAAUGGAAGAACUAGUAAAAGAACUUUAUGUAAGCAUGUAUUCAUCAUUUAGACGUGCAAUGUCCCAAACCUUAGACAAUAAAUGCUGAAGAACCUAUUCACUUCUAUUUAGGAGAGAAAAAACAUUUUACUUUAUUUAUUUUUAGCAGACAGAUUUCCUCCUUUAAAUGUUUUUUCCCCCUCUUCUUAAAGUUCAGAUUUUAUGCUCUGAAAGUGUAGUUUUAGUUACUUUCAAGCUAAGUAUCUCUCCCAGUCUAUUAUCAGUCACUCACUGAAGAAUACUCUUGUAUUCUUUUCCAUUUAGCACACCUACUUAAUGCAUUUCCCUUUUUCUGUUUGAAACUAAAGAAAAACAGAACCAAGUAUUGAUUUAGUGCCAUGCUCUGAAAAUCGCAGGACGAGGAAACAUGGCAUGGCCUUCUGCAAACUUACCCAGCCUGCCCAAUGGUUCCAUUUUGAAAUUCCACUGUCAUUUCAAUCAUUAACUGAAUAUGGAUAUUCUGGGUGCUGAGGUAUUCCUAGGGUGUCUCUUAUGGUGUAAUUUGUGAGCUGGCUAAUAAUGGGUAACACUUCACCACCAAACGAGGUUCAAAGAGACAGUGCUCCUGAACCCCAGCAGACGUAGUUUGAGAACAUUUUGUGACAACUCAUACUGAAGCGAAUAAAGGUGGCAGAACCCUGCCUCAAGUCAUCAUCCCGAAGGAGAACAUAACACUUCCUGAAACAUUUUGAGCCUAUUCAGUCUAUCAGCUGU
Messenger RNA from Anas platyrhynchos (mallard), 1951 nucleotides. RefSeq names its product annexin A10 (gene ANXA10). NCBI's taxonomy places the organism in Eukaryota, Metazoa, Chordata, Aves, Anseriformes, Anatidae. Gene Ontology annotation, cellular component: plasma membrane; vesicle membrane; cytoplasm. The record is from RefSeq and is a predicted model, not a curated record. Gene Ontology annotation, molecular function: calcium-dependent phospholipid binding; phosphatidylserine binding; calcium ion binding.